Messenger RNA from Aspergillus fischeri NRRL 181, 1965 nucleotides. It is a transcript of the gene ampp, whose product is annotated as aminopeptidase P. The coding region runs from base 1 to 1965 and encodes 654 amino acids. Lineage: Eukaryota; Fungi; Ascomycota; Eurotiomycetes; Eurotiales; Aspergillaceae. Gene Ontology annotation, molecular function: metalloaminopeptidase activity. The record is from RefSeq and is a predicted model, not a curated record. The transcript has 10 exons.
AUGCUCGGUUUCCGCUCUCCAAUUCGCCUUUGCAAGCUAUCAGCUCUUGGAUCAGCCCCUCUACUACCCAUCUCUCGACCAAAGCUUUUCUCCACCGCUGUCGCACGCUACGCCGCCGAUAUGGAGACCGUGAAUACCACCGAGCGCCUAGCGAGAUUGAGGCAGUUGAUGCAGGAACAUAAGGUCGAUGUAUAUAUCGUUCCAUCGGAAGACAGCCACCAGUCGGAAUACAUCGCUCCCUGUGACGGCCGCCGAGAGUUCAUCUCUGGCUUCUCCGGAUCCGCGGGAACGGCCAUCGUGUCUAUGACCAAGGCCGCCCUAUCGACGGACGGACGAUACUUCAAUCAGGCUUCCAAGCAACUCGAUAGCAAUUGGGAGCUGCUAAAGAGAGGAGUUGAGAAUGUCCCCACUUGGCAAGAAUGGACGACCGAACAGGCCGAAGGGGGCAAAGUCGUUGGAGUCGACCCAUCUCUGAUCACGGCUUCGGGCGCACGGAGUCUUGAAGAAACUUUAAAGAGGAACGGCUCAUCGCUGGUCGGUAUUUCGCAGAACCUGGUCGACCUGGUUUGGGGCAAAGACAGACCGGCACCUCCGCGAGAGAAGGUCAGGGUUCAUCCGGAUAAGUUCGCAGGAAAGACUUUCCAGGAGAAGAUUGCGGAUCUGCGCAAGGAGCUGGAGAAGAAGAAGACAGCUGGAUUCGUUAUAUCUAUGCUGGAUGAAAUUGCCUGGCUCUUUAACCUGAGAGGAAGCGACAUUCCCUACAAUCCAGUGUUCUUCGCAUACGCCAUUAUUACCCCUACAAAGGCCGAGCUUUACAUCGACGAUGACAAGAUCACCCCAGAAGUUGUAGCUCAUCUCGGUCAGGACGUCGUGAUCAAGCCAUAUAACUCUAUCUUUGCAGACGCUAAGGCACUCAGUGAAGCAAGAAAGCAAGAAGCUGGGGAAACAGCCUCAAAGUUUCUCCUGUCCAACAAAGCAUCAUGGGCGCUUAGCCUCAGCUUGGGAGGCGAGGAGCAUGUGGAGGAGACCCGGAGUCCUAUUGCCGACGCUAAAGCUAUCAAGAAUGAAGUAGAGCUUGCGGGUAUGAGGGCUUGCCAUAUCCGAGACGGUGCCGCGUUGAUCGAAUACUUUGCGUGGCUUGAAAACGAGCUGGUCAACAAGAAGACUGUUCUUGAUGAAGUGGAUGCCGCAGAUAAGUUGGAGCGGAUCAGAACCAAGCACGAUCUCUUCGCUGGCCUUUCCUUCGACACUAUUUCUUCAACUGGACCUAAUGGCGCCGUUAUCCACUACAAGCCAGAGAAAGGCACUUGCUCCAUCAUUGACCCGGAUGCUAUUUAUCUUUGUGACUCUGGGGCUCAGUAUCUAGACGGAACCACGGACGUCACGAGAACGUUUCAUUUUGGAAAACCCACGGAGCUUGAGAAGAAGGCUUUUACCCUGGUGCUCAAGGGUCUGAUUGCCAUUGAUACUGCUGUCUUCCCCAAGGGCACUAGUGGCUUUGCACUCGACGCUCUUGCCAGACAGUAUUUGUGGAAAGAAGGACUGGAUUAUCUUCAUGGCACAGGCCACGGCAUUGGCUCAUACCUGAAUGUGCACGAAGGCCCUAUCGGGAUUGGCACUCGCGUACAGUACACUGAAGUCCCCAUUGCCCCCGGUAACGUCAUCUCAGACGAACCUGGAUUCUACGAGGACGGCAAGUUCGGCAUUCGAAUUGAGAAUGUCAUUAUGGCGCGGGAGGUACAAACAACGCAUAAAUUCGGUGACAAGCCAUGGUUGGGCUUUGAACAUGUCACAAUGGCUCCCAUUGGCCGCAACUUGAUUCAACCAUCCCUGCUCAGCGACCUCGAGCUCAAGUGGGUGAACGACUAUCACGCAGAGGUCUGGGAUAAAACGCAUCAUUUCUUUGAGAAUGAUGAGUUCACUCGAAGCUGGCUUCAGAGAGAGACUGCACCCAUCACUAAAUAG